Molecule: messenger RNA, 1050 nt
Organism: Metarhizium acridum CQMa 102
Lineage: Eukaryota; Fungi; Ascomycota; Sordariomycetes; Hypocreales; Clavicipitaceae
Source: RefSeq, a predicted model, not a curated record
AUGCAAUUGAAGACCAUGAAACGGCUUGAGCUGCCGCCCACGGCAGACAUGCAUGUGCAUCUGCGACAGGCUGAGCUCAUGGAGCUUGUGGCUCCCACUGUCCGACAGGGAGGAGUCGACACCGUCUUUGUCAUGCCGAACAUUCUUCAUCCAUCUGUCACCCCCGAUGUGAUUGCCAAGGCCGCCGCCGCCGGCAUCACCGGUGUCAAGAUGUAUCCCCAGGGUGUCACUACCAACUCUGAAAAUGGCGUUGCCAAUGUUGAGGCCUUCUACCCUACAUUUGCUGCCAUGGAAGAGAACGACAUGGGUAUGAUGUCCUUCCCCCAAUUCUUUGACUGGUGGCCACGAGACUUAUCAACGGCAGUACUGAACCUCCAUGGUGAGGUCUUGGAGUCUCUUGCUCCUGAAGGUACCACUCUCGAGGAAGCGUUCCUACCGACCCUCAAGAAGCUUUAUGAACGAUUUCCCCGUCUUCGAAUUAUCCUUGAACACUGCACCACUUCUGCAGCUGUUGAAGCGGUCAAGGCCUGCGGUCCUACUGUUGGCGCAACAAUCACGGCGCAUCACCUUUAUCUGACCGGAGCCGAUGCUUGCUGCGACCCGUUUGCCUUCUGCAAGCCUAUUCCCAAAAAGCCUACUGACAGAGAUGCCCUUCUAAAGGCUCUGGUCAGUGGUAAUCCCAAAUUCUUCUUCGGAAGUGAUAGCGCACCUCAUCAGAUGGUCUCCAAGACUUCUGCUGAGCAAGGCAAAGCUCCCGCGGGAGUCUUCACUCAACCAGUCGCGACUCAGCUCGUACUGAUGGCCUUGGAAGAAGGCGUUGAGCGUGGUGAUAUCAGUGAAGCUGACAUCACACAAGAGAAGUUGGAAGGGUUUCUUAGCCGGCAUGGACGACGCUUCUACAAACUUCCUGAGACUUCCGACAAGAAGAUCGUAUUGGAGAGAAAGGGAGAGAAAAUUGGUACCAGUGUGAAGAGUGCAGAUGGAAAAUCUGAAGUCGGAAUUUCUCGAGCGGGCAGUGAAAUUUUCUCCUUGGCUUGGGAAGCAGUCUGA